AAUGACUCUCCAAUGCACGAUGGCGAAAUGACAAUCUUUGUAAACAGCUAUCUGGGGCAUCUCCAGAAGACAGUGAUUGGACGAGUGUAUGUUGAGGAUAAAGAUGACUGGGAUUUACCGGAUAAAGUGUUCACUUGGGCACCAGGCAAAUCGCUGCCAGGCUUCAGUCUUGCAACAAAUGGCGAAAUAACGAUGGAUGCUGAUAUGCCACCUCGGACUUAUCAGAUGGUUGCCAGCGUUAUUGACAAGCGACGAAAUGAGAAAGCACAGGGCGUCGUGAAUGUUAUCGUAAAGUUGGUACCUGCUGGAGCGUUUGAAAAUCAGGGUGCCGUACGUAUUCUGCUGUCUGCAAAUGGUGUGGAUUCAGCGGGUAACUUCAUUCGGGCCGAUUCGACCGGCUCCAGUCCAAUGAGCCGAUUUAUUGGCAAAAUGAACGAUUAUCUGGGUGGCGGUGCUGAACUCGAUGUUUUCUCAAUCAAGGAAGAUCAAGCAAUUCUGCAAAAUUAUGCACCAGCCGUACUGGAUAUUCGUUUUUCGGCGCAUGGUAGUCCAUACAAAAGUCCAAUCCUGUUGAAUGGCCUGAUUGCGCAACAUCGCAGUGAAUUGGAGCAGGCAAUCGGCGCAACCAUCGUUUCAGCCGGCAUCGAUAUGUGCAAAUUUACAGUAUGCGAUAAAGGAUGUCAGACGGUACAUAAUGCUAAUGAGGAAGGUAUUGUGGUAUCAGCUAAUCAAACAGUGGUUGUUGGUGUGAAUGCUUGGUCCAACGAUACCUGCGUGUGUCCUGUGUUCACGCCACCUUCGUCAUGCGAGGCGAAUCUGUGUCUUAAUUCGGGUGUAUGCCAUAAUACAUAUCCGGGUUUCUUCUGCGAAUGUCGUAACAACGCUCUGAAAGGAUUCCGCUGCCAGGGUACCACUCGCUCGUUUGAUGGACAAGGAUUCGCGUGGUUCAAACCGGUUCCAGCCUGUACUUCACUGAAUAUUUCGUUGCAGUUUUUAACAAAGCAGUCGGAUGGUCUUCUGCUAUACAACGGACCAAUGGGCAACAAUAACACAUUUGGACAGGCUGACUACAAAGAUUACGUAGUUAUUCGUCUGGUUGGUGGUCGUGUACAUGCAAAUCUGAUGUUCAAUGGAAUUGUUGCAAAUCCAGUUCAGGUUGCCGGAUCCGAUGCGCUUAAUGAUGGAAAAUGGCAUACAGUAACACUGACUCAAGAUGGCAAA
Molecule: messenger RNA, 1221 nt
Organism: Gongylonema pulchrum
Lineage: Eukaryota; Metazoa; Nematoda; Chromadorea; Rhabditida; Gongylonematidae
Source: the annotation of a GenBank genome assembly